GAGGAGACCGAAAGAGGAUCCUCUCGAAAACACGAAACUCCAGAAGCAAUCUAGCAGAACUUCGCCGAGAAGGAAAUUAACGGAGCAAACGCCGGCGACGGAGCUCUGAUUAUCUACUUGCUGCAAUGCUCCACUCACAAUUCCACCAUCUCCAUCUUCGCCCACAGCUUCCGAUUCUCUCCUGCUCUCCCAGCUCCUCCACCGGCUCGCUACCAAUUAGAACUGUAAAUCCGACGCUUCGGCGGAUGCAGCCGUUGAUCGGAGUUGAGACAGUGAGGUGCAUGGCGAAUCCGAGGAGAGUGAGGAUGGUGGCGAAGCAGAUUCAGAGAGAGCUUUCCGACAUGCUUUUGACGGAUAAGGUCUUGCAGUACGCGAUUCUCCCUGAGGCUGCCUUGGGAGCUGAUAGGUACCUUUCCUCGCUUACCACCAUCAGCGACGUCCAAGUCUCCGGAGACUUGCAGGUGGUGAAAGUAUUUGUAUCUGUCUUCGGUGAUGAUAGAGGGAAAGAGGUUGCACUUGCUGGGUUGAAAUCGAAGGCUAAAUAUGUAAGGGGUGAGUUAGGGAGACGAAUGAAGUUGCGUCUGACUCCAGAGAUUCGAUUUAUAGAAGACGAAGCCAUGGAGAAGGGAAGCAGGGUGAUUGCUAUACUGGACAAGAUAAAGUCCAAUAAGGGUCCUGCCCGUAAUUUUGACGUAGACGGUUCUGAGUCUUCUGGGGAUGACGAUGAUGGGGAUUGGGAGGGUGAUGAUCCUGAAGAAGGAAUUAUUUAUGUAGACUAAAUGGUUUGGGCCAGUGUAUCUCCUCCCAGUGGUCUCUCCCUUCUAGCAACAGCCCUCCUGGAUUUAAAGUGAGUUCUUCCUUCUGAAUCAAACCUGUUUUCACUGUUUAUGUCCAGUAGUGAUUGUAAUGCCAUGUUACUUGUUGGGAAAUUUCAUCCUGGCUUUAUGUAGUAUCUACCAUUUUAGUUAGGGGGAGGUUUUUGUGUGCAUUUCAUAAAACCAUUCAACAUCUGAUUUAGAGCUAAUUAUGAGUUAUGACACUCUGUCUAUGCUGUACCACUGAUCAAUAAGUCUCUUAAUCAUUGCACACUUCACUCGAUCUGCUACCGAUGAUGCAUGCCUUUAUGGGCAAAGGGCACAACUCACUUUUGGUUCUCAAUUGUGAAUGUUGUAUUUGAUUGAUUAACUGAGCUCCCUCACAAGUCUGAUAAUUUGUCGUUCAUGUCAAUUCAGAACUGGAUGAUGACUAGAACAGCUUCAUUUGGCAUGGAUUGGAAUAUUACUAGAAGUGGGUAGAAGCAGAUCAUCUCAAUUCGGCAAUGCUUGAAGAAAUCCACAGAGCUCCUGUUGUCUGAUUUUGACUGCCCUCGUCGACACCUUCCAAAUACACCUAAAUCGUUUCUGCGUCAUAUGUAUACCUGUAAUUUUUAUGUCUUGUGCUGCUCUCUUACCUUCCGAAAUGUGCACUCUUUAUGUUCUCGGUCUGUAUUUUUACCAGGUGGUUCUGGAGAAAUGGGAAGCCUAUCCGAUCCUCCACCUCGUUUAGUGUUGUUUUAGGGCCAGCGCAUGUUCAAUGACUCAUACCAUGAAGAGGAAGUUUGCUGAAGUCGAACAGAGCUGCUCAAUUCUGGGCUCUGGUAUAUUGUGAGGUUCCCUUUCAACUCAAUAGGCAGAGUGGUGACUCUUCGUUGAUAUAGUUUUCCCUUCUUGAGCAAUCACUCUGAUGUAAUAAGACAUUUCGUUUUGU
This is a messenger RNA of Linum trigynum, 1746 nucleotides long. The record is from the annotation of a GenBank genome assembly. NCBI's taxonomy places the organism in Eukaryota, Viridiplantae, Streptophyta, Magnoliopsida, Malpighiales, Linaceae.